GUUGGAGUGCUUUGGCAAAUGAGAACAAAAAAAUAAAAAAUGAAAAAUAAAAAAAUCACAAGAAAGAAACAAGGAUGGAUGAAGACAGCCUGGUGGUCGACUUCUUCAUGAAGAAACCAACAACCAGAAAACAGUCAAGCGCAUCACCAACAGUAACAAACAGAACAAACAGAACAACUGCAACACCCAUCAACAACCGAACACCAACGACCCCUAGGAUCUGGGCUGACUCGAUCCCCAGAAGACCAAAGGAACAAGCACACUCAUCCAAACAGCCCAGACAACCAGGCCAUCUAAAACCACAUCCAUACUCGACUAGCACCACCCCAAGGAGCCCAAUCUGCUCGAGUACGACCCUCGGAGCGGACACGCACUCUCCUACCAGAUCGAUCUCUCCUACCUCACCCCCUCCACUCCCUCCACCCUUGGAGUUCUCGUCUCCAAUCAGGUCUUGCACCUCCACCGGUCUAUCCACCACCGUCUCUCCCUCAAUCAACCCUUCAUCCACGCGUAAAUUCAAGCCAAAAUCAAUCCCACCAAGCACUCGCAAAUCCGUUCGACCGCCGCCUUCUCCCUGUGUCCAAUUCGAGCCAUCAAGUCGCGUCCUAGUACCCGAUUCAACUGACUCGCCUCCUCGGGAUCUCCCCUCUCCUCCUCCUGAUGACAUCGAUGAAACUCACUACUCCGAUCCAGAAUCCUUGCCUCCAGAGCGCGAUUUCGACGAUUUUUACAAAACACGCGACCCCGUUCCUCAAAAACUGUUCAACUCUUCUCCUUCUCCACCUGAGCUUAGGUCGUGUCACGUGAAUAGCUCAGCUAAAGCCAAAGGAAAGGCUCGUGAAAUCGAUCCUUGUCAGGAUUUGAACGACGAAACAGACGAAGAAGAAAGAAGAGACAGAUUGUUAGCUGAUUUGGGAUUCGAAGAAGAACGAGAAGAAGAAAUGCAACCUACUGAACAUGAGAGUUUUGAACCGUUUUCUUCAUCGCCGAUCGAGAUUAUUCGACCGGCCAGAAAGCCGGAUCAUCACGAGAAGAUGCCAUCGAAAGAAUUGACGACGACGAAGCAAAGUGUUGAUAAAUGGAAGCCCAGCAUAGCCGGUAGUUCGGCCCAGAAAACCGGAGGAAUCGAGCUGAGUGAAUGGGAAGAUGAGCUGACGAUCCAGCAGAUCGAGUCCGGCUCGAGCUUCCCUCAACAAGAACACGAGCCAAGCCUCCUCCUAGCCUCCCAGGAAGAUCAGAUCAGACACAUCGGGCUCGUCAUCGACGACAGUGAGGAUGAAGAUGGGAGCUCGAGUUCAGGAAUCGCUCCGCUUAUGGACUCUUGGCCUGCUUCCAAACGAUGCGUCUUCCUGAAGAUGGCAGGGUUGAGUUCGGAAGAUGGGCCGAAUGACGAAGGAAGCCAAGCGCAAGCCACCGAGGAUUGGGACCGGUUGUUGGGGAAAGCCGGCAAGAGAAACGGGGCCCCAGGAGCGGCGAAGAAAGUGGUCAAGAAGGCGUGGUAUAAUCGCUCCGUCUUUCGCGCUAAGAAACGAGGCUCUAAAUCGUUUAAAGGCGUCGGGAAAUCUGCGCGUCGUGUCAAGUAGCUUCGUCCAACCAGAUCUCUUCUUUUCCUUUCAUCAUCUUCUCCGGGUUUCCUUUCCUUUUUUUUCCCCACUUGGAUAAUCCCCUAUCGCUCGCAUUCUCACUGUUCCAUCCUAAACAUCCAAUAAUACAUUCAUUCUCUUUUCUCACACUUGCUUGAGGUCAAUGUAUAAUAAGAGCAUUUCAUUUCCAAAAAAUAACAAAGAAAUCAAGAUUUUUUAUAUGUUUAUAAACAUGUUAACAUUGUCAGACAUCUGCAAAAAAGGACCCAGGAAUUUUACGUUUUUAGUUCUUUUUUUUUUU
Messenger RNA from Puccinia graminis f. sp. tritici CRL 75-36-700-3, 1884 nucleotides. RefSeq lists its product as uncharacterized. The transcript is spliced from 3 exons. NCBI's taxonomy places the organism in Eukaryota, Fungi, Basidiomycota, Pucciniomycetes, Pucciniales, Pucciniaceae. The record is from RefSeq and is a predicted model, not a curated record. Bases 75 to 1583 code for a protein of 502 amino acids.